Sapajus apella (tufted capuchin) is the source of this 1089-nucleotide messenger RNA. RefSeq names its product patr class I histocompatibility antigen, A-2 alpha chain-like. Gene Ontology annotation, cellular component: external side of plasma membrane. Gene Ontology annotation, biological process: positive regulation of T cell mediated cytotoxicity; immune response; antigen processing and presentation of endogenous peptide antigen via MHC class I via ER pathway, TAP-independent. The transcript has 5 exons. The record is from RefSeq and is a predicted model, not a curated record. Gene Ontology annotation, molecular function: signaling receptor binding; peptide antigen binding. NCBI's taxonomy places the organism in Eukaryota, Metazoa, Chordata, Mammalia, Primates, Cebidae. The coding region runs from base 36 to 626 and encodes 196 amino acids.
AGACACUGGAGCGCGCGGAGCCCCCCAAGACACACAUGACCCACCACCCCAUCUCUGAUCAUGAGGCCACCCUGAGGUGCUGGGCCCUCGGCUUCUACCCUGCAGAGAUCACACUGACCUGGCAGCAGGAUAGGGAGGACCAGGCCCAAGACAUGGAGCUCAUAGAGACCAGGCCCGCAAGGGAUGGAAACUUCCAGAAGUGGGUGGCUGUGGUGGUGCCUUCUGAAGAGGAGCAGAGAUACACAUGCCAUGGGCAGCAUGAGGGGCUGCCUGAGCCCCUCACCCUGAGAUGGGAGCCGCCCUCCCAGCCCACCAUCCCCAUCGUGGGCAUCGUUGCUGGCCUGGCUGUCCUUGGAGCUGUAGUCACUGGAGCUGUGGUCGCUGCUGUGAUGUGGAGGAAGAAGAGCUCAGAUAGAAAAGGAGGGAGCUACUCUCAGGCUGCAAGCAAUGACAGUGCCCAGGGCUCUGAUGUGUCUCUCACAUCACCUUGUAAACGUGAGACACUGAGGACCCUGAUGUGUGUGGGUGUUGGGGAGAACAGUGUACACAGCUGUGCUAUGGGGUUUGUUGGAGUGGGAUGUAUUGAGCAUGUGAUGGGCUCUUUAAAGUGUCACCCCUCACUGUGACUGAUACGAAUUUGUUCAUGAAUAUUUUUCUAUAGUGUGAGACAGCUGCCUUGUGUGGAACUGAGAGACAAAUUUUGUUCACACCUUCCCUUUGUGACUUCAAGAACCCUGACUUCUCUUUCUGAAAAGGCAUCUGAAUGUGUCUGUGUCUCUAUAGACAUAAUGUGAGGAGGUGGGGAGACAACCCAGCCCCGUGUCCACCAUGACCCCCUUCCCCACGCUGACCUGUAUUCCUUCCCCAUCACCUUUCCUGUUCCAGAGACCUGGGGCUGAGAUGUCUCCAUCUCUGUCUCAACUUCAUGGUGCACUGAGCAGUAACUUCUUACUUUCCUAUUAACAUUAGAAUCUGAGUAUAGUUUACUUUUUCAAAUUAUUCCAUGAGAGGUUGAUGGGUUAAUUAAAGGAGAAGAUUCCUGAAAUUUGAGACACAAAAUAAAUGGAAGACCCAAGAACCUUCGACAGU